AUGGAUGUUCUGACAGUGGAGCCAGAAUCAGGCCACUUGAAUUCACUUUCAGACUGUGAUGAUGGAGGGGACACAGGACAAAAGGACGUCCUUCCUCCUCAGAGAGAUCUGUUGUCAACGGACCAUAGGUUGGAAAAUGGGUCAAGUUCAGCCGAGGAGAUCACGACACACGCUGAUGACAGCUCUUAUUACGUCACAUGGACAGUUUACAUUGCACUAGCUUUUCCAGGGGGACAAGAUGCCAAUGUUCGCAAAGCUCCAGAAAAGGCAAAGAAAAUAACCAAAGAUUCGUCUACUGCUGUGGUUCGAGCCCAUAAACAACAGGGCUGUUAUCAUGUUGAAUAUAAGCUACUGCCUGGUGACACAGAGACAGUGAAAUUGGACCUUUUAUUAUUUGGACCGGUGGCAAAGCUGUACAAAGAGGAUGAGUUCAAGAUUCUGAGGACAUGGUAUGAAGAAGAUCUGACAUGGGUUGGAUGGACCGACAGUUUCAGGGUGAGAGUCGACAGGAACGUGGUGAUCAGUCUACUUUCGCAUAAGAUCAGACUACAGAUCUGGAACAGCAAAGACAAGCUGUUCAGUCAGGCCCAAAUAGAACGACUGAAAACCCUCCGACUGUCUCAGGAUCAGAUUGAAGAUACAGACGUGUGUGGUGGUGUCAAGACCAUGAUAAACACACUGAGAACUAUGUAUGGGAAGAAAUCAAACACAAAAAAAGACAAAAGUGAACAUUCAAACUUGAAAGAAAGCUCAAAAACAGACAGUAAAUUGCCCCCGCAUUCAGAAACUCAGAAACAGACAAGUGAUGCUUUUGACUUUGCUGAAAUCAAAAAAACCGGUGUGGCUUCGGUUGAAAUCAGUCCCGUUAGUUUGGUAGCAGGUGACAUCUCGUUGAUCAACUCCGCCUCCGUCUGUUCAUGUGGUGUAAUUGAGACCAUGUACCACAUCUCUCUAGACACACCUUUACUAUCUGACCAACUGAAGGCUGAACUCAAUCCACUGGUCAUCAGCAUUUUAUCAGCCACCUCCAUGCCAUCAUCCCCAGUCCCUUUCCAUGUCCUAGAGGAGAACUGCACGCCUGUAUAUUGCCAAUAUAAGUUCCAGAACCUCGAUGUGCACAGAACUAACUAUCAAAAGCACGGCACCAAAAUCUACUUCAGAGAUGUCAACGUGAUCCUCACUGGCUUGCUCAACCCCAGAGACCUCCAGGAGUUCCUCUCUGGUCCGCCACUAGAGGUAGAGAUCCACGACCGUGACAGGAAGUUGGAAGAAACGCCAAAAACUCCAGCAAGCUUCAGCAGCAGAUUAGAUGAAACGGCACCUACUAAACAGAGGACGACGGUUUUUAACCAUCAUGGUAUCGCAAGUCUUAACCUCUCCGAGCUGCUACAUGGGAAGACUAGUCUAAAGGUGCGCAUACCGAUCAAAUGCUGCCAUCCACCUCCUCUAACGGAUGGGAGGAUGACGGAUGGAGAAGCUAGCAGCGAGCCAAUACCUCAGGGCCACUACUUGGAUGCCAAUUCUGUGCUCAAAGUUAAGAUUGAGACAGCUUGCCCUCUUAAUGUCAAAAAUGACGGCUGCGAAUCGGAGUCGUACGAGCCUCCCUUUGGACGCAUCAUCUACCUCUUCAAUUACAAUAACAUCUCCGUGACAACCAAGCUGAGGUCUGAGAUCCUUACAAUCAAUGCGGAAGCCUUCCAAUUGGGCUCACGCUCCUUGGAAAAUAUUGAGAGAGCCCUAUCGAAUUACACUUUGAAUUUCAAGUGCAACGAGAGCCAGGAUCUGGAUUUUGUUACGGGAUUCCAUGUGCUAGAUAAGAGGACACAAAUCUUUGUUCUUGAAGGGUUGAAACAUAAAGCAGUGAGGAGACUUUGGGAGGCUAUCCCUAUGAAGCUAAGUGGGAGUGAGGAGGAGCAGGUGAUAGUCUUCUACAAUUCUAGCCUGGCUUUCUUCAGACGCAUCUAUGACUCAUUAGACAUGGGCCUGACUCCUAUCCUUCUGUCCGAGCCACUAGAGACCAUCAUGAGGGAGCCACUGGUCUAUGUUAGAGGCACCGUCCCCGACUCCUGCUUCCAAGCUUUAUCACGGCUGAGCCAGCUCUGUGGAGUACGGAACCUCAGAAAUGUGGUGCAGUACAACCUCUUCCCGUCAGCUGACAUGAUCCUCAGCUUAAGCAAAGAAUACGGCACCUGCGCCGAUCAGAGGCGACAAAGACCGCAAGCAAACCCUCAACAUGCUCCUCCACCUGUCCACAGGAAAAGACAUAAACACCUGGACGCAAAUAACAUAGAAUACAUCAAAUGGAAACUCCGAAACCAACACAUGACGCUGGAACAGCCCAGGGAUUUUGUCCAGGACAACAUAAUAAGGGUGCACGAGUUAAGUGAGCAGCUGCAGAAACCAGAGGUCACUGUGUUAAGGAUGGAAGAGGCAGCAGAGCGACCAGUACACAACUACAGCAUCCAGACCUUCAACUCAAACCGACUCAACAAAGAGCAACUUCAGAGAGAGAUGGCAAAGAUGCCGGGGCGGCGGUUCACCUACAGUCAGCUCUACCACAGUGCAACAGCCGAGCCAGGAGACGCGACCCCUAAACCUGAUCCCAGGUCCACCGCUCCCACCAGGAUCUGGUUCUCAACCAUGAGAAGUGACGAGUCCAAACUGCACUGUAACCACCCAGACGAAGCCCGUGUGGAAGAGUUAAGGAAGCCGUGGAGAGAGAACAUCCUACACGCCAACAUCUUAAAUCCCACUCUUACCCGGGACAGAUGGGCCUGGGACCAGCGCUCCCAGGACUUUGAGCUCUACAGCAAAGCCCCUCCUUUCUUCAGCACACCUCCUGUCACCAUCCACCAGGCUGGGAACUCUCUGCAUCAGGAGCAGACGGAGGCAGCCAGUGCUCAGUACAAGCGCUGGCUGAACAAACUCCUACCUAGCAACAGCAACAACGACCUGGUCGGCAACGGGCUGGUCCCCGAGUUCAAGUGUCACAUGGGUGGAACAGAGAAGUUUCAGAGUAUUCUGAAAGAUAAGCCCAUGAAGUAUUCACUGAGGAAACCUGGCCUGCUGCUGAGGCCUAUACCUCAGCUGUCUGUGAUAAACUCUGGGGACGACAGAGCAGAGGUAAAGGAGGCUGUGGCUCUGGCUCCAGGCCCCUGUUUGGACUGCAGCCUGAGCAGCAAAAAUAUCAUCCCCAGACACAGCUGUCGGUAAAACGAACACCGCUACAUACUGGAACCUUUGAGGUAAACGACAAUUCAUACCUCCAGGCUGGGAUGCACAACUCCAUCCUUC
Messenger RNA from Sphaeramia orbicularis (orbiculate cardinalfish), 3294 nucleotides. RefSeq names its product cilia and flagella associated protein 92 (putative) (gene cfap92). Lineage: Eukaryota; Metazoa; Chordata; Actinopteri; Kurtiformes; Apogonidae. The coding region runs from base 1 to 3213 and encodes 1070 amino acids. The transcript is spliced from 15 exons. The record is from RefSeq and is a predicted model, not a curated record.